Molecule: messenger RNA, 2184 nt
Organism: Naegleria fowleri
Lineage: Eukaryota; Heterolobosea; Eutetramitea; Acrasida; Naegleriidae
Exons: 1
Coding region: 1-2184 (727 amino acids)
Source: RefSeq, a predicted model, not a curated record
AUGAGACGCCAACCCAUUCUAAUGUUCAUUCCAAAUUCCUCGUGGAGGCUACCACUCCUUCUUGUUGUUGCAUCCUUCUUCUUGUGGAUGGUUUCCACAUCACAUGUUUCGCAACAUUCUUUCAUACAGGCAGCUCCAAUUAAGUAUCGACUGUCGACCAUAGCUGGGGUUUUUUCACCCACUUCCAAAGCAGAUGGACCUGUUUCGACGACACAACUCGAUGUGCCCUUCUUUGUGGUUGAGGCUCCUAAUGGUGAUUUGUAUAUGACUGAACGCUUCAAGAUUCGAAAAAUCAGUAAUGGAAAUGUCAUCACUGUGGCAGGUGAUGGUUUGAGAGGAUAUUCAGGAGAUGGAGGCUCUGCCCUAAUGGCUUCUAUUAACCUUCCAGGAGGAAUGACAUGGCUGCCUUUCACGAAUGAGUUGCUUUUUGCAGACACUGGAAAUAACGUCUUGAGAAUGAUUGAUUCGAAAGGGAUUAUUUCAACCGUUGGAGGUUUAUCAAGUGGAAUAGGAGGUUUUAAUGGAGAUGGCUCCAUUCUUAGAAACACUCAACUGAGCAACCCUGAAAAGCUCAUCUUUCGAAACAACACUCUCUACAUUGCGGACAAACUGAACCUCAGAAUUAGAAAAGUUUCGUUUCAACCAGUGACUGGUUUUUUAAAUCAAACCGUGAGCACAGUGGCAGGAAAUGGAAAAAACACCUCAACUGGAAAUGAAGAAGGAAUUCCUGCCAUCCUGGCAAGUAUUGAUACCCCUUAUGAAAUGGCUUUCGAUAGCACUAAUGGAGACAUGUACAUUGCAGAUUAUGGCCAUAACACUAUUCGAAAAGUGUCAUCAGGAAUAAUUACCACUGUGGCUGGAGGUGGAGUCACCUAUCAAAACAACGUGUUGGCCACUCUGACAACGUUAGAUCUUCCUCAAAGUGUGGCAGUUUCUGUGAGUGGUGAAAUUUUCAUUGCUGACUGUUGUACGAUUCGAAAAAUUUCAAAGGAUGGAAUGAUAACAACCAUUGCAGGUAAACGUGGAUCAGUAGGAUUGUCUCCAGACCAGUCUAUUGACGCAACCAAUGCACUUCUCAAUUCUCCACAAUCCUUAUUUAUUAACAAGAAUGGAGAAAUUGUCUUUUCUGAUCACUACAACAGUUUGAUUCGAAAAUUAAUACCUUAUUGCCCAACAGGAACCGUCAUGUCCCCCGAUGGUACUAUUUGUUUGGAAUAUUGUUAUGGUAUUCUUCAAAAUAUGACCAAUGUUUGCAGUGGAAAUGGAGUAUGCUCCUCCAACAAUACUUGUCAAUGCUCAAACGGAUAUUUUGGCAGUCAAUGUCAAUUCUAUACUUGUUUUGGAACGAAUUCCAGUGAUGCAAAUGUUUGCAGCAAACAUGGUACCUGUAUGGGCUUCAACAAUUGCACUUGCCAAGAAGGAUGGACCGGUAAUGAGUGCUCCAUUCCAGUUUGCAUUCCAGUCUUGGGUGGAACGAACCAAACAGUGGUUUGUUCAAAUAAGGUGAUUUCUGGAACUUCCAUGUAUUUUGAACAAAUUGGGAGUGUUAACAACUUGGAUUCGAAAAAUAUUUCUCUCUCUUCUGGAGAUGGAACUACCAAUACAAGAGUGCAAGUGAUAUUUCCUCCUUCAAUUUCGAAAGAAUUGUUGCCCUAUCUGAAUGACACCUCUGUAUCAUUAAUGGCAUCCAUUUAUCAACAACAAAAUUUUACAAAUUCUGCUUUGAGGAGUCCUUUAAUAUCGAUUACUGUGCUAAAUACUACUUCUGGUGAUGAAUUUUCAGUUCAACGUUUAAACAAUCCAAUCUCACUAAUUAUACCAAGCAGAAAUUUGCAGGAUGUUUUAAAUCCCAAUUUAACAUGCGUGUACUACGAUGUGACAGAUAAUUCUUGGAAGCAAGAAGGAGUUUCUACCAUUAGAAAUGAAGGCGCCUUGUCUUUUACAUGUCUCACCAAUCACCUGACAACAUUUGGUGUCAUUGAUGUCAAUUACAAAAAAGCUUCUCGACAAGACGAUACACACCAAACAACCAACGCGAUGGAUAGCAAUACCAUCAUAGCCAUUGUUGUGGGUAUAACUGGAUCAGUCUUGUUAUUGGGCCUUAUUGCUGCAAUUAUUAUUUGGGUCAUCAGCAUCUAUGUUAAAGUGAAAAGAAGGAAAAACAGACAACAAGCAUCUCCUUAA